AUGAAAUAAGGUUAUUGGAUUUAAGGAUGGAGUGAUUUAGUAGCAAAUUUAAAAGUGACCUAAAAUUGUAUAGAUUUGGUUGAUGUUCAAGGAAAUGGCUAAUAUAAUUUAGUGGUUGCAGAUUAAAAUUAAAGACUAGUUUCAUAUAGGAAUACAAAUAUUGCUUGGGAAACUAGAUUGACAGAUAAACCAGUUUGUAUGACAUAUUUCUAUGGUGACACAUCAGGUUAACCUUGCAUUAGUAUAUGUUAUGGAAAUACCAUAUAUAACUAUAAGAUUUUCAAAGCCUUUUAUAAAUGUCAAAUUCCCAAUAUUCAAUUGAAACAAGAAGAAUCAGAUAUUUGGAAAUAAUAUUAGAGUGAUAGAAAUAUGCAAAACCUUAUUAAGGAUUUAAGUAAUUUACAAUAAUAACAUUCAAAUUUAUCAUACAAGUCUUUGGAAUUAUUAUGUUUUUAUGAUUUGUAAAAAUAAUAAGAAUUAGCAGAAAAAUAUUGUGAUAAUCUUCAUAUUGAAGACUCAAUUACUUGUGUAAGUGUAUUUAAGAAAAAUGCAGAUGAGGAUAAAUCAUAAGGAUAAUUAAUUGUAGGAACAGAAUUGAAAUUCAUAUACAUAUAUAAUUAAGAAAUAACAUAAAUUUAAAAAAAAGUAAAUAUAUAUUAAAAUAAUAUAGUAUGAAAUACCUGGAGUUCCUAUUUCAAUUUGUAUAUUUUCAGAAGAACAAAAAGAUGGUAGAAUUGCAAUAUUAGUAAGAGAGAAUUGUAUUUAUUUUAUUGGAAAUGAUAUUGAAGCAUAUACUAUAGAUUUAUAAUCAAAACCAAUUACUAUGAUAAGAUAAUAACGAUGUUUGUAUAUAGCAACUAUGGAUAGGGUUGUCUAAAAUUAUUAACAUAAAUAAAAAUAAUAUUAAUUAUUGAUGUAACAUAAUAUCUUAGCUAUUGAAACUGUAACUAUAGGUAAAGGACAUGAAACUAAAGGUUUACUUGUUGCAUUAGAAAACAAAACUAUAUAAUUCUAUAAGGAUACUUAAUUAAUGUCUAUUAUUAAUUUGGAAGUAAAGAUUAAUUUAUUAAUUUAGAGUAAUGUUUCAGUUAUGAAAUUUGGAUACUUUGGAGUUAGUUAAGAUGGUUUUCUUAUUACUAUUAAUAUAAAAGGAGCAUUAGAAACAAGAACUUUAUCUAGAGAAUUUGAAAGGAAGAAAUAGGCAAUAUUAGAAAAAGAAAUUAUAAAACCAAUUGAAUUUCCACCAAUUACAAAUUUAUUUAUUGAAUAAUUUUAAAGAGAGAGAGAGUAAGGUUCUGAAAUGUUAAGAACAUAUUAAUAUGAUUUAUUAAGAAUGAGAUAUAAAACUGCUUAAACUUAUUUGAAUAUAUUGUCUAAUAAUGAAUAGGCUCCUCAAUUAAAUUAGAAUAAUCCUUUGAGGCUUUCUGCUAUAGUUGAAGGAUUAGGACCAAAAUUUAAAUUAUGUUGUGUUGUUGAAAAUAUUAGUAAUCAACCAAUCAAAGAUAUUUAUAUUAAUUAUGUAUACAAUUCAGAUAUUUAUUAACCAUUUUAAUUAAUAAAUUAAUUACCAUUUUUAAUACCAAAAUAUUAAAAAAACUUUGAUUGUUAUUUUACAAAUAUUCAUUAAAAUGGUAUAAGUGAUAAAAUUAAAAUAAUUUUGUAUAGGGAAUCAAAAUAAUUAAUUUAAACUACAAUUUAGAUGCCAAUGAGUGAAUUAGAAUGA
Messenger RNA from Paramecium pentaurelia, 1723 nucleotides. Lineage: Eukaryota; Ciliophora; Oligohymenophorea; Peniculida; Parameciidae. The record is from the annotation of a GenBank genome assembly.